UGUAGGUGGCACUGCUGGGCACAGGUAGGUGGCACUGCAGAGUGGCACAGGUGGGGGCACUGCUGGGCACAGGUGGGGGCACUGCUGGGCACAGUGGGCGCACAGCUGAUCGGAACUUGCGGGGGUCACUGCUGGGCACCGAUCAUCAGGGCACUGAUCAUCAGUGCCCUGAUGAUCGGUGCCGAUCCCCGCUCUGACAACUGCCGGUUCUCGGCAGUACUUUCCUCACGAUCUGACAGCGUGAGGAAAGUGCAGCCGAGAACCGGCACUUGCAUUUUCCUGUGAUCAGCG
Molecule: messenger RNA, 291 nt
Organism: Staurois parvus
Lineage: Eukaryota; Metazoa; Chordata; Amphibia; Anura; Ranidae
Source: the annotation of a GenBank genome assembly